Molecule: messenger RNA, 264 nt
Organism: Batrachochytrium dendrobatidis JAM81
Lineage: Eukaryota; Fungi; Chytridiomycota; Chytridiomycetes; Rhizophydiales
Exons: 3
Coding region: 1-264 (87 amino acids)
Biological process (GO): mitochondrial electron transport, ubiquinol to cytochrome c
Source: RefSeq, a predicted model, not a curated record
AUGGGACACAUAUGGUGGGGAUCUCCAAUGAGCCGACAAGUCGGCUUCUACGAGUAUGGUGUUAGUCCAUAUCAUCUCAAACCUCUCAAGGGUGUCAUCAACCCAGGUGCAACUCUCUUCCUCAAGCGUACAGGAAAACAAUUGCUCUACAUUGCUCCACCUGUCGCAUUCUUUUAUUCUAUUGCUGUCUGGGCUGACAACAAGUACGAAUACAACUGUCGCAAGGCAGGAAUCAAGGCCGCUGCUGAAGCCUCUGGUCAUUAA